CCGUUGUUGAUUGGUUACUAAUAAUUGAUCAGGCGUGUUUCGUGCUUGGUUGUGGUAUAUUCUACCCUAUUUUCCUCUUGGAUUGUAUGCCUCAUCAGUCAGCCUCUUAUUAAGUACUCUUUUUCUUAUAAUCUUAAUCUUACUAUAAGAAGUUUGUGUUAUACUCGACAUUUAUCUUCUUGGCUAAGUAUAACAAACUGAAUGGAUUACAUAAAAACACCUCGUUUAGCAUCUCAAAGCAGGAGGAAACUAAUGGAAUCUGAUGAACUUGCUCAAAACAUGUCACACUUGAACAAUGGUUUUGAAAUGAGAGAAUCAGCUUUAGAGCCAAUUCAACACAGAUCGAAGAAAAAGAAAAAAAAAUCUAAAAAAAGACCGUCUUUCUCGGAUACCUAUACUAUGGACGAUGUUUAUAAUAGGCGUCCAUCGGUUGCCAGUAACGGCGAUUCAACAGUGACACCUAGCGACGACGUCUACUCUAAGAAUUUAGAAAGAAGCCGUAUGGAUAAGCAGAGGUUAGAGGAAGAGGACGAUACAUCUAGCAGGAAGGAAGAAGAGAAACAUUCACAAUUCGAGAGAGAUGUCUCAAGAUUCGUCCGACAGUAUAUUAAGCACAAGGAAUGUGAUGUAUAUAUAAAACAUAAAAAAUUCGAAAAUGUUUGUCAAUGUAAUCGACCAAAAGCUUGGCAUGAUAAAAAGGGUCUUCGGGAGGAAGAAGCAGGUGAAAAAUGGAAUACCGAUAUUCAUAGUAGAGAAAUUAAAGCAACUUGCUACGGAACUGUACAAUUUAGGGGUUUUGGUCAAGAAGCGACGGCGCCCGCUCCCUAUGUAAGAGUAGCUAAUAAUUGUGAUAUGGAUAUUAUGUGGAAACUAUUGCAUGAACAUUGGGGAUUAAAAGCUCCAAAAUUACUCAUUUCUGUUACUGGAGGUGCCAAGAGAUUUUUUAUGAAACCUAGAUUAAAAAAUAAUUUUAAGAGGGGCCUUGUAAAUGCUGCUACUUCAACGGGAGCAUGGAUAAUUACGGGUGGAACGGGAGCGGGAGUAAUGAAGUUUGUUGGUGAAGCUGUUCGAGAAUAUACUAUGUCCUCUGCUAAUUUGGAAAAUAGUAUUGUUGCUUUGGGUAUUGCCACAUGGGGUAUUGUCGAUAAUAAGGAAGCUCUUGAAUCUCGGUCUCUUAAUAAAGGUGCUGACGAUGGAUGCUUUCCGGCAGAAUAUAAUAUUGAAGGAUUAGAUUAUGAUAAAAAGGGAGUGUCACCAAUUGAUCAUAAUCAUACACAUUUCAUUCUUGUUGACGAUGGUAAAGUUAAAUCAUUCGGUGCCGAGAUAUCUUUACGUUGUGAUCUUGAAAGACACAUAAGCUUGAAAAUAGAAACUGGAAUAGCUAGACAGCAAAGUGUAAAUGUACCAGUUGUAUUACUUGUUCUAGAAGGAGGUGUAAAUACUUUAGAAACUGCAGCAGUUGCAAUCGCCAACAAAACUCCAGUUGUGGUUAUUCAGGGUUCAGGACGAGCAGCAGAUUUUAUAGCAUAUGCCUAUCGUAUUACUAAAGUCCCAGGUAAGGAAGAUGAAAGUAAUUUUCCAUCAACUUUCAACGAAGAGCUUCGAAAACGAGCAAGCGAAAUGUUUGAUUGGGGAAGGGAAAUAUGCCAACAAGAUAUAGAUGAUAAAAUAGAACAAUGUAUUGUAAAUAUAAAAGCAAUAAUUGACCAGAGAACGUUAGUGACCGUUUUCCAAUUGGACGAUGCUGAAUCAACCAAAGAAAUUGAUCAAGCCAUACUGUAUGCUCUACUGAAGGCUAAUAAAUCUCAUCCCCAAUCUCAGUUAAACUUGGCUCUUGCAUGGAAUAGAUGUGAUGUUGCAAGAGCUGAAAUUUUCACUAUGGAAAAUUCUAAGAGAUGGCAAAACUUAGGCCUAAAUGAUGCAAUGUUUACAGCCUUAAUGCAAGAUAGAUCUGAUUUUGUUCAACUCUUUCUUGAUAAUGGUGUAGAUUUGAGAAAAUUUCUUACUAUUUUCCGUCUAAGAGAGUUAUAUGAUAAUAUCUUACACAGUAAACCGGGUGCGGCAAGUGCUGAUCUUUUAAGAAAUCUUUUACAAACAGCUCAACAAAAAUGGGGAAUUGGAUGCUGCUCACCAAAAGAGUUACGAGAUGAUUUACCUGAAUUGUUACAACAUGUUGGUGAAGUGUUUGCAAUUCUUCUUAAAGAGUCUAAAAACCUGUACAAUACGGAUAGAUACAUUGUUCCUAAAGAAAGCAAGAUGAACGCUAGUCAAACUUUUGUGGUUACCGAUAAGAGCGGUGUUGUAGAAAACGCUGAAAGAGAAUUGUUCUUGUGGGCGGUAGCGUUAAAUCGGCGCACACUAGCUCUCCUAUUUUGGAGAAUAGGUAGGGAUCAUAUUGGAGCUGCUUUAACAGCGGCAUCUAUUUUAAAGAGUCUUUCCGAAGAAGCAAAUAAAGAAGAGGAAUUGGAUUUGUCAACUGAUCUUAUGAACCAUGCUGCUGAAUGGGAAGCGAGAGCAGUUGGUACUUUAAACGAAUGUUACAAUAGAAACAAGCGCUAUGCUCAUUUAGUACUAGUCAGAGAACUAACGGACUGGGGUAAUUCAACGGUCCUUUCUUUGGCUGAUUCAGCCGAAUUAAUGGAUCUUAUGGGUCAUUCGUGCUGUCAGACAAAGCUCAAUAGAAUUUGGAAGGGAAAAAUGGCAUUAUAUACUUCCGAAUGGAAAAUAUGGUUGACCCUUGUUUUUCAAUUUCUGAUUCCUUUUUUGAUUAAAUUUACCAACGAAAAUUCAACUUCAAACAAAGUAUCACCGGAAACGGAAGAAGACGACGAACAACCGUCGAAUAAAAACUUUACUACAAAGUUAUAUUCAGUUAAUUUACUCGGGAGCGGUCACCAAAAUAUCAGCCUACUCAAUGCAAUUAAGUACUUUAAUACAGCUCCUGUAACCAAAUUUUGGUUCCAUACACUUUCUUAUAUAAUAUUUUUGGGAUUCUUCUCAUUUUUUAUACUGACCGACCUUCAACCUUGGACGUCUGCAAAAAGACCAAGUUCAUACGAAUUUCUUAUUUGGGGUUGGGCAGCGACAUUGUUCUUAGAAGAAUUCCGACAAGUGAGUAUUAUCAUAACAAAUAGAUAUUUAUUAUAAGUAAACUAAAAUGGUUUUUAUUUUUAAAAAUCAUUUAUUUCUACCUUUAUUUUAUCUUUUCAUUUAUUUUAUCUCUUCGUUAACUAGUCCCAACUAAUGAGAGGGGUAAGAUUAUAUAAUUUUCUUUUGUGCAAUCUUUUUUUUCCCAUGUUUUAAUUGAUCAAUCCUGUUAUUAAUAUAAUCACCAAAAACAAAAAAAAAGAACAAAAAAAAAGAACAUAAUUUGCAUAUUUCGUAUUAAAAAAAAAAGACAACAUAAUUUUCUGAUUUAGUUAUAAAAAUUCUUUUUUUAUUAUUUGUUUUUUUAAAAAAAAAGUUGAUUUAUUUCUCUUUAUACUUUAUUCACUUGCAAAAUUUUAUUUCCUAAAAUCUUAGAUGGGGAACAGAGAUGCGUCGUCGGCAUUACACAGACUUCGAUCCUAUAUCACAAAUGUUUGGAAUCAAUUUGACCAAGUUGCCUAUAUUUUACUGAUAAUUUCAGUCAUUUUGAGAAGUGCUGUACCGUCCGAUAAAUUUAUGUGGGCCAGAAUAUUCUAUUGUUUGACACUGGCAACAUUUUUCUUAAGAUUUAUGCAUGUUUUCUUUGUCAACAAAAAUAUUGGUCCUAAAGUUAUAAUGAUCCGAAGAAUGCUUACCGAUUUAUUAUUCUUUGUUGCCAUAUUGAUAGUUUUCAUAUUAGCUUAUGGAGUGGCGAGUCACGCCCUCCGCUUUCCUAAUGCACCGGUUAGUUGGCGUCUAUUAAAAGACGUUGUCUAUCUUCCGUAUUGGCAAAUGUACGGUGAACUAUUUCUCGAAAACGUCGAAGGAAAUGUUGACAAUUGUAAUUCUACUGCUGGAAGUAGCGAUUCUUGUCCCAGGAAAUCUUGGCUGGCAAUUGUUCUAUUCGCUAUUUAUAUGAUUAUAACCAAUGUUCUCUUGCUAAAUCUCCUUAUUGCCAUGUUCUCGUAUACUUUUGAAAAAGUACAAGAAAACUCUGAAAAAGUAUGGAGAUACUAUAGAUACAAUCUUAUUUAUGAGUACUUUGAUAGACCAACCCUUGCACCUCCCUUAAUAAUUUUAUCCCACAUUUGGCGUGUGAUUAAAUAUUGUAAUCGGAAGGUUAGACAACGGAAGAAAACCGAUCAUGAUUUCCGGAGAAUUUUAUCAAUUGAAGAUAAUAAUAAAAUGUCUGCGUUUGAAAGAGCUUGUAUGGAGAAUUACUUACUAUUGUCAAAUAAACUAAAUCGUGAACAAAUUCAUGCUAAAGUCACAACAGCUGGAGAGAAAAUUGAAAAGGUUAUUGAAGAACUUGAACAAAUUAAAGAGUCUGUUCAAACGAAAAGUACUUUCGAUACUCCUGAAGUUAAUAUUUCAGAAUCAGUUUCGAGAGCACCUGCUCCAAAUUCUUUAGAAGUAUCUGGAUCAUCAAGAUACAAUCCGAAAGAAGAUAUCCGUAUUUUAAAUAGUAAAAUAUCAGAUUUAAAACAGAAUAUGGAUGAUCAAGAGAAGAAAUUUGAUAAGAUAAUGAAUAUGUUAGGAAAACUUUCACGACAAUAGAAACUAUUUAACAAAGAAUCUAUCAGAUAACCAUAAACUAUAUUACUUUUAUAAGAAAGUAAUUAAAGAUAACGUACAUUUUUACAAUAAUUAGACAUAUUUUAGUUGAUACAAUAAAAAAACU
Molecule: messenger RNA, 4807 nt
Organism: Dimorphilus gyrociliatus
Lineage: Eukaryota; Metazoa; Annelida; Polychaeta; Dinophilidae
Source: the annotation of a GenBank genome assembly